UGCUUUGGUGUCUCUCCUGCAAGGGCUGCAUCGCUGUCCCUUCACUCCUGGGAUGAUCGGGAUUUGCUAGAGCUUCUCAUUAAGACAGAAGACAAAAGGCUUCCUUCCGAUCUCUCAGAGGCUUCAUGAGACCACAGAUGGAUGAGCAAGACUCAGCUGGCCCUGAAGCAGGAAGAGGCCAUGCCAUCCAAACUGGGAGCAGUGGGGCAUUCUGGGAAAACCCAGUACAGAAGAUCCUGGGUGAGGAGGACACCCUCCGCUCAGAGGGGCAGAGCCAGAAGUUGAAGCGGUUCUGCUGCCAGGAGGCCAAAGGACCCCGAGAGGUUUGCAGCCGACUCUACCACUUUUGCCACCAGUGGCUGAAGCCAGAAAGGCACACGAAAGCUGAGAUGCUGGACCUGGUGAUCUUGGAGCAGUUCCUGGCUGUCCUUCCCCCGGAGAUGGAGAGCUGGGUGAGAGAAUGCGGAGCGGAGACCAGUUCCCAGGCGGUGGCCCUGGCCGAAGGUUUCCUCCUGAGUCAGGCAGAGGAGAGAAAGAAGGCAGAGAGAAAGCAGGGAAAGGAUCUCUUUGCAGAAAUGGACCUGGAUUCCUGUGAGGCAGAGAGGCCUCCGUUGGAGACCAGAGAGAGGCCACUGGGUGACAGAAUGAAGGCAGCAAGACCUCCUUAUUCACCUUUUCAUGGGGGCAGAAGGGAAACAGCGGCUGUGGAACCAGAUCAGGGUCCAGUGUGCUUUGAAGAUGUCGCUGUUCAUUUCACGGACGAGGAGUGGGCGUUGCUGGAUCCUGACCAGAGAGCUCUGCAUAAGGACGUCAUGGAGGAGAAUUGUGGGAUCGUGGCCUCUCUUGAUUCUGAAGAAUUGGAAAUCAAGAACAAGGGGGAGCACAACAAAAUCCCCAGGGAGGAGAAGCCACAUAAACAUUUGGGUCCAUUGUGCUUUGAAGAAGUAGCUGUUUGUGGGAUCAUGGACUCGCUUGGUGGUGAUGAUUUGGAAAUUAAGAACAAGGGAGACACAGUGGAGAGACAAUCAAAAUAUUCAGAGGGUGGAGAGAGUUUUAGUCAGAGCUCUCAUUCCAUUUCCAAUCAUGGAAAUCCUAUUGGGAAGAAACCUUUCAAGUGCUUGGAAUGUGGAAAGAGCUUCAGUCGGAACUCCCAUCUCACUUCCCAUCAGAGAAUUCAUACUGGGGAGAAACCAUAUCAGUGCUUGGAAUGUGGAAAGAGCUUCAGUCAGAAAGAAAAUCUCGCUUCCCAUCAAAGAAUUCAUACUGGGGAGAAACCAUAUCAGUGCUUGGAAUGUGGGAAGAGCUUUAAUACAAGCACAAGCUUCCACAGACAUCAAAAUAUUCACCGUGGGGAGAAACCCUACACGUGCCUGGAAUGUGGAAAGAGAUUCAGUCAGAACACUCACCUCACUUCCCAUCGGAGAAUUCACAGUGGGGAGGAACCAUAUCAGUGCUUAGAAUGUGGAAAGAGCUUCACCUGGAAGGAAAGUUUCAUUUCCCAUCAAAGAAUUCAUACAGGGAAUAAACCGUAUCAGUGCUUGGAAUGUGGAAAGAGCUUUAAUACAAGCAAAACCUUUCAUCAACAUCAAAGUAUUCACUGUGGGGAGAAACCAUUUCAGUGUGAAGAGUGUGGAAAGAUUUUUAGACGAAAGGAAAAUCUCACUUCCCAUCAAAGAAUUCAUACAGGGGAGAAACCAUAUCAGUGCUUUGAAUGUGGAAGGAGCUUCACCCAUAAGGAAAGUCUCAAUUCCCAUCAAAUAAUUCAUACAGGGGAGAAACCCUAUCCAUGCUUGGAAUGUGGAAAGAGCUUCAACCAGAGGGCCAAUCUCACAGCCCAUCAAAGAAUUCAUACAGGGGAGAAACCAUAUCAGUGCUCAGAAUGUGGAAAGAGCUUCAGUAAGAGGGCCAAUCUUACGGCCCAUCAAAAAAUUCAUACAGGAGAGAAACCAUAUCAGUGCUCGGAAUGUGGAAAGAGCUUCAGUCGGAACUCCCAUCUCACUUCCCAUCAAAGAACUCACAGUGAGGAGAAUCAUGUUGUUGUUGUUUAGUCGUUUAGUCGUGUCCGACUCUUCAUGACCCCAUGGACCAGAGCACGCCAGGCACUCCUGUCUUGCACUGCCUCCCGCAGUUUGGUCAAACUCAUGUUCGUAGCUUCGAGAACACGGUCCAACCAUCUCAUCCCCUUCUCCUAGUGCCCUCAAUCUUUCCCAACAUCAGGGUCUUUUCCAGGGAGUCUUCUCUUCUCAUGAGGUAGCCAAAGUAUUGGAGCCUCAGCUUCAGGAUCUGUCCUUCCAGUGAGCACUCAGGGCUGAUUUUCUUCAGAAUGGAUAGGUUUGAUCUUCUUGCAGUCCAUGGGACUCUCAAGAGUCUCCUCCAGCACCAUAAUUCAAAAGCAUCAAUUCUUCGGCGAUCAGCCUUCUUUAUGGUCCAGCUCUCACUUCCAUACAUCACUACUGGGAAAACCAUAGCUUUAACUAUAGGGACCUUUGUUGGCAAGGUGAUGUCUCUGCUUUUUAAGAUGCUGUCUAGGUUUGUCAUUGCUUUUCUCCAAAGAAGCAGGCGUCUUAAUUUUAUGACUGCUGUCACCAUCUGCAGUGAUCAAGGAGCCCAAGAAAGCAAAAUCUCUCACUGCCUCUAUUUCUUCCCCUUCUAUUUGCAAGGAGGUGAUGGGACCAGUGGCCAUGAUCUUGGUUUUUUUGAUGUUGAGCUUCAUAUCAUAUUUUGCACUCCUCUUUCAUAGAAGAAUCAUAGAUUCACAGAAUUGUAGAAUUGGAUGGGAACCAGUGUUGAACCAAAGGUGAGAUAGUUCUGGAAGGCCUGCAAAUGCCAUAGUGGUAGUUGUUUUGGUUGUUGUUUAAGUAAUGAAUUCACCUGUUGUUGUUGCGUCGUUUAGUCGUGUCCGACUCUUCGUGACCCCAUGGACCAGAGCACGCCAGGCACUCCUGUCUUCCACUGCCUCCCACAGUUUGGUCAAACUCAUGUUCGUAGCUUCGAGAACACUGUCCAACCAUCUCGUCCUCUGUCGUGGAAUUCACCCAUGUAUAUGCAAAUUGGCUUGCUUUGAUGCUAUGCUUAUCCGUGGGCUCUUGACCUGAGUAUUUGCUAUCUAUGCCCUCAUUGGCCAGCUGGAGUAAAGGGAGGUUCUCUUACUGUCAGGAAGUUCUUCCUAAUGUUUAGGUGAAAUCUUCUUUCUUGUAGCUUGAAUCCAUUGCUCCGUGUCCGCUUCUCUGGAGCAGCAGAAAACAACCUUUCACCCUCCUCUAUAUGACAUCCUUUGAUAUAUUUGAACAUUGCUAUCAUAUCACCCCUUAACCUUCUCUUCUCCAGGCUAAACAUACCCAGCUCCCUA
Zootoca vivipara (common lizard) is the source of this 3349-nucleotide messenger RNA. The record is from RefSeq and is a predicted model, not a curated record. NCBI's taxonomy places the organism in Eukaryota, Metazoa, Chordata, Lepidosauria, Squamata, Lacertidae.